This is a messenger RNA of Choloepus didactylus (southern two-toed sloth), 4020 nucleotides long. RefSeq names its product N-alpha-acetyltransferase 16, NatA auxiliary subunit (gene NAA16). NCBI's taxonomy places the organism in Eukaryota, Metazoa, Chordata, Mammalia, Pilosa, Megalonychidae. The record is from RefSeq and is a predicted model, not a curated record. Gene Ontology annotation, molecular function: protein-N-terminal amino-acid acetyltransferase activity; protein binding. Gene Ontology annotation, cellular component: cytoplasm; NatA complex. Gene Ontology annotation, biological process: N-terminal peptidyl-methionine acetylation.
GGCCCUGGCUGCCAUCUUGCGGCGCGCGGGAUCCCCUUGCUGCCCGCCUAGAAGCAAGGUUGGAACGAAAGGGUGUCCUGGUCAGUCUGCCUUGCCGUCACCACUAGCCCUGUUCUGGCUGCCCACUCCCAACUCUAGGCCCAUGAACUGAGCCGACGCCUGCGGCCCGACUCUCCUCAGCCCUCUCCCCGGCGCCCAGCUACUGCGAAGCGGAGUUCCCGGGCCCCUUGCCUCUUUGCCGGCCGCGAUGCCGAACGUGCAGCUGCCGCCCAAGGAGAGUAAUCUCUUCAAACGCAUCUUGAAAUGUUAUGAACAGAAGCAGUACAAAAAUGGCCUCAAGUUCUGCAAGAUGAUUCUUUCGAACCCAAAAUUUGCGGAACAUGGAGAGACUUUGGCUAUGAAAGGAUUAACAUUGAACUGUUUAGGAAAAAAAGAAGAAGCUUAUGAAUUUGUUCGUAAAGGACUUCGUAAUGAUGUCAAGAGUCAUGUCUGUUGGCAUGUAUAUGGACUCUUGCAGCGUUCUGAUAAGAAGUAUGAUGAAGCUAUUAAGUGUUACCGAAAUGCUCUUAAAUUAGAUAAAGAUAAUCUGCAGAUUUUGAGGGAUCUCUCUCUCUUGCAGAUCCAAAUGCGAGACCUUGAAGGUUACCGAGAGACAAGGUAUCAGCUUCUUCAGUUGCGUCCAACACAACGUGCUUCCUGGAUUGGCUAUGCUAUUGCAUACCAUUUGCUGAAAGAUUAUGAUAUGGCACUAAAACUGUUGGAAGAAUUUAGACAAACUCAGCAGGUUCCUCCCAACAAAAUAGACUAUGAGUAUAGUGAACUGAUAUUAUAUCAAAAUCAAGUGAUGAGAGAGGCAGAUCUAUUUCAAGAAUCCUUGAAUCAUAUAGAAAUAUAUGAGAAACAAAUAUGUGAUAAACUUUUGGUGGAAGAAAUUAAAGGGGAAAUGCUGUUGAAAUUGGGAAGAUUAAAAGAAGCUGGUGAAGUAUUCAAAAACUUGAUUGACCGGAAUGCAGAAAAUUGGUGUUAUUAUGAAGGCUUGGAAAAAGCUCUACAGCUCAGCACUUUAGAAGAGAGACUUGAAAUUUAUGAAGAAAUUAGCAAGCAGCAUCCCAGAGCAAUUUCACCUAGAAGAUUACCUUUGAAUCUUGUCCCAGGUAAUUUUAGGAGACUAAUGGAUAAGUUCCUGAGGGUUAACUUCAGUAAAGGCUGCCCACCCUUGUUUACUUACUUUGAAUCUUUAUAUUACAAUACAGAAAAGGUUUCUAUAAUCCAGGAACUUGUUACCAAUUAUGAAGCCUCUCUUAAAACAUAUGACCUUUUUAAUCCUUAUGAGUAUGGGGAAAAGGAACCUCCAACGACAUUACUGUGGGUUCGAUAUUUCCUGGCACAGCAUUUUGAUAAACUUGGACAAUAUUCUUUGGCCUUGGAUUAUAUUAAUGCUGCAAUUGCUAGUACUCCAACUCUAAUAGAAUUAUUCUAUAUGAAAGCAAAAAUAUACAAGCAUAUAGGCAAUCUCAGAGAAGCUGCAAAGUGGAUGGAUGAGGCACAGUCUUUGGACACAGCUGAUAGAUUCGUCAAUUCCAAAUGUGCAAAAUAUAUGCUUCGAGCAAAUAUGGUAAAAGAAGCAGAGGAGAUGUGCUCCAAGUUCACAAGGGAAGGAACAUCUGCCAUGGAAAAUCUAAAUGAAAUGCAGUGUAUGUGGUUUCAGACAGAGUGUAUUUCAGCUUAUCAGCGUUUGGGGAAAUAUGGGGAUGCCUUGAAAAAAUGCCAUGAGGUAGAAAGGCACUUUUUUGAGAUAACUGAUGAUCAAUUUGACUUCCAUACAUACUGCAUGAGAAAGAUGACCCUUCGUGCCUACGUUGACCUUUUGAGAUUAGAAGAUAUACUCAGAAGACAUGCCUUCUAUUUCAAAGCUGCCAGAUCAGCGAUUGAAAUAUACUUGAAAUUGUAUGAUAAUCCCUUAAGUAAUGAGAACAAACAACAAGAUACAAACUCAGAAAACCUGUCAGCCAAAGAACUGAAGAAAAUGCUUAGCAAACAGAGAAGAGCUCAGAAAAAGGCUAAAUUAGAAGAAGAGAGAAAGCAUGCAGAAAGGGAACGUCAACAAAAAAAUCAAAAGAAGAAGAAAGAUGAAGAAGAUGAAGAAUCCAGUGGUCUCAAGGAAGAACUUAUACCUGAAAAAUUAGAAAGGGUAGAAAAUCCAUUAGAAGAAGCUAUCAAGUUCCUUAUACCUCUUAAGAAUCUUGUUGCUGAUAAUAUUGACACUCACCUGUUAGCAUUUGAAAUAUAUUUUAGAAAAGGAAAGUUUCUGUUAAUGUUGCAGUCUGUUAAGCGAGCUUUUGCCAUCAACUAUAAUAACCCAUGGUUACAUGAAUGUUUAAUUAAAUUUUCUAAAUCUGUGGCUAAUCAUAGUAAUCUUCCAGACAUUGUGAACAAAGUUCUAUCUCAAGAAAUGCAGAAAAUAUUUGUCAAAAAGGAUUUGGAAAGUUUUAAUGAAGAUUUUCUUAAAUAUAAUGCUGCCUCUCUUAAGCAUCUACUUUCAGGUGCUAAAAUGAUGUAUUUUCUGGACAAGUCAAGGCAAGAGAAAGCAAUUGGUAUUGCCACUAGACUGGACGAAACUAUAAAAGAUAAAAAUGUAAAGACUUUAAUAAAGGUUUCUGAAGCACUCCUUGAUGGCAGCUUUGGGAACUGUAAUUCCCAAUAUGAAGAAUACAGGUCAGCCUGUCAUAAACUGUUUCCUUUUACAUCUGCUUUUUUGCCUGCGGUGAGCGAAGUCAACAGUCAUAGUGCAGCACUAAAUCAUACAGCUAUUAACUAUGAUGUCGUGGCAAAUGAAAUUUGAAAUCCCAUAAAACAUUGGCUCCUUUAGACUCAAGGAUGAAUUCAGAUCAGGAUUUAUUUUCCAGGGUGCAUUUUAAUGAAAUGAAAUGAAAUAUUUGGGUAGAAUCUUUUAAUUCUGUAAGCUUAUUCUAUUUUUUAGCUGACUCUUGCCAAUUUACAUAAAUGUCUGUUAAAAUUGCUUGUUUAUACUUUGUAUAGUUUUUCUUAAACUCCCAAAUUAUUAGCAUUGUGGUAAAUACUGUCACUUCUAUAACAUAAAUAUGAUAGUUUCUUUUUAAGUUAAGCUGUAUACAGUGCCACUCUUUAUUUUCUUUAGAUCCUGGUUUCAAGAUAUGUUUUAAUUCCUUGUUUUAUUGGUAUGUUUUAUUGUUGUUUAUUUGUUUGCUUGUUUAAAUUAAAGCAUACCAGUUUUUAAAGUGUUAACUCUCUGUUAAUAUAGAAUCUGUCUUGGCAGAUACAGAGGUGGGUUUUAAAUGUACUUUAAUGUGCCCCCUUUCCAUAUAAUUUUUUGUGUUUUACCAUUUCCUUGUAAUAUCCAUGAAAAUGAGACUUUCUGAUUGAGUAAGGGACUCCAGUUUUAAUGUAGAUGAUUCAGGAUGUGAGGAUUGAUUUAUCUCUCAAUUGUGGAAAUUCACUGGCUAAUUUAUUGUCCCACAGGCAAAUACUGUACUUUCUUGCCAUAUUAACAGAUAAUUUAUAUCUGAAUUAUAUCUGAGGGGAGUGCUUCAAGAGAGCAUAAUAGGGUAGAAUACAAAUUAUACUGAAACAUGAUCUUACUCUUAGAGCCAUGUAUUAACUACUAAAUGCAUUUUAUAUCCCUCAGCAAAAUGAGAGUUUAAACUAUCAUUAGUUUAACUAAUAAAACUUUAUAUUGUUGAACAAUAAUUUUUUUGGGGGGAUAGCUUUUUGUUCUGUCUUGUACAGAAAACAGUAAAGUAUCAUUCAAUAUGUUUGUGUUUCUUUCAAACCCUGUAAAUAUGCUUGUAAUAUUAAUGCUUCCUUUUAAGGCAAAUAUAAAUUCAAAAAGGGAAAUUUUAUUUAGACAAACAAUUCUAAUUAAGAUGGUUUUCCAUUGCCCUAAUCUAUUUAGAUCCAUAAUUGUUAAGAAAAAAAAAAAUCUCACUGUAAAAUAAUGCCAACCUGUAUAAUGCUGUAAUAAAUUAUUUUGUACACAGUUGC